This is a messenger RNA of Eurytemora carolleeae, 1148 nucleotides long. RefSeq lists its product as uncharacterized. Lineage: Eukaryota; Metazoa; Arthropoda; Copepoda; Calanoida; Temoridae. The coding region runs from base 17 to 1051 and encodes 344 amino acids. The transcript is spliced from 16 exons. The record is from RefSeq and is a predicted model, not a curated record.
UGAAAUUGUGAUUAAAAUGUUUGUGGAUCAACUGGUUGUGGUAGGCCUAGUUCUCCACAUCACCUCGGCCCAGUCCAUUCUGAGUACUGAUGGUUACUAUGGGAACUCCUAUGGUCUUGAUUCCUGUCCUCAGCUGCAAAAUGAUCUCAGAGAUACCAGGACUGUGCUUACCAACAUGCAUAAUGGAAUACUUGAGGAGCUGUGUGGCGGGGAAGGUAAAUGGAAUUGUACAAAGAUUGUAGUGUAUAGUGAGGGAUAUUCAGCUGUCAAACAACCAUCAAGAUUUGGAUUGUAUUUCUUGUUCGGAUUGACAGCAGAGAAUAAGUAUCCAAGCUUCUAUAGACCAGCUGACGGCCAGUAUCUAUUCUACCUACUGGAGCUCGGGCAGUGGGAUUACUGGCAACAAUAUGAGCGAUGGAUUAUUGGCAAAGAUCAUGGCGUGGCCCACGGUGGAAUCAUGAUAAGACCGUACAAUCCUGCAAAAAAAUGUCCUUGGCAUAUCAAAUGGUUCAGGUCCCAGUCUUAUUUCUAUGAUCAGAAUAGAGAGAAUAUGUGGAGCACAAUAGGGAAUCCCUGGGUAGAGGAUAACACUAUCCGAGUAUCCUGUUAUGACGAAGAAAAGUGGCCAGAAUUUGAUUGUGGGUGUAAUAAGCUCAAUGUUACCAGCAAUGGUCGAGUGUUGGAGUAUCAUCCAGAUCGUCUAGGAGAAUAUGUCAGAUUGGAAGGAAAAAAUAAAGAGGGAUACCUGUCUCCUGUUUAUGGUAAAAUAUCUACGGGCUCCCCUUCAUAUCUUUACUCUCAUGAUAUUCAAGGUCGAGUUUGGUUUAUGGGCUCCACAACAAGUACUUGGUCGCUCAGGUUGAAUCUUCUUGAUUCUGAAGAUUUGCCAGAGUGCCCGUUUUAUCCGAGAGAUGAAUCGCCCUCAGAUUAUUAUGAAGAUGAGGAACCCUUACCGAUGGAAAAGGUUGGUUGGGAGUACCUCCAGAGUAAAAGAGGCGAAUAUGAAGUUUGGCUCAAGGAUUAUGAUCUGCAUGUGAAAUGUGUUGGCUGAUUCAAACGAUAAUCAUGAAUUAUAUAAUUUUCUAGGAAACUGUUCAUGUUCCCUUUUUCUACCCUAUAUUCGUAAUAAAAAUAUAUAAUUUUUGCGA